Messenger RNA from Tuber melanosporum (Perigord truffle), 2291 nucleotides. RefSeq lists its product as uncharacterized. Bases 1 to 1926 code for a protein of 641 amino acids. The record is from RefSeq and is a predicted model, not a curated record. Lineage: Eukaryota; Fungi; Ascomycota; Pezizomycetes; Pezizales; Tuberaceae. The transcript has a single exon.
AUGAAGCUCGCCAAAGCCGCCCGGGAAGCUAAGGAGAAGGAGCGUAUAACUAAAGAAGCCGCUGAACGCCUCCGCCAGGAGAGAGAACAAAAAGAGCGAGCUAAACUUGAUAAGGACCAACUCGAGCAAGAACGGAUAGCCAAGGAACGAGAGAAGCGAGACCGUAUUGAGAAGGAACGCCUCGAGAAGGAGCGUAUCGAACAGGAACGAAUAGCCAAAGAGAAGGAGGAGCGGGAACGGCGGGCGAAAGAGGCUACUCACCGGGUACGGGCAGAGAAGGAGAGACUCGCUAAGCAACGAGCCGAGGAAAAAGAGCGGAAGCUGGCUGAGGAAAAGGCUCGACGAGAACAAGAGGAGAGAGAGAACUCCGACCACUAUAAAAUGGUCAAAGAGAAGGAAAGGGCAAUACGGGAGAAGCUUGAACAAGAUCGCCUGCAACGAGAGGAAGCCGAAAGGCAGCAAGAGGCAGCCUUGAGGGAAGAGGAGAAGAGGUUGGAGAAGGAGAGGGAGAGGCUAGCAAGGGAAGCAGCGGAGCGAGUGCGAAAGGAGAACGAGGAGAGUGAAAAGUUUCGACGUGAGUUGAUGGCGGAGGUAGAGGCUAGUAGAAUCCAGGUCGAGAACGAGAAGCGGGAGAAGGAGAAGAGGGAACGCUUAGAGCGAGAGCAUGUGGAGAAGGAGAGGGAGGAGAAGGAGGCCAAACAGCGAGCCGCUGCCGAAAGACUGAAGCUGCAAAGGGAAAAGGCGGCUGCAAAGGCUGUUGAACGGGAGCGUCUUGAGAAGGAGGAGCGAGAAAGGAUUGAGAUGCUUAAGGCAGAAAGAGAGAGGCAGGAAAAGGAGCAUGAACGGCAGAAGGUUGAGAAUGAACGCAUGGGACGUGCGGAAUGGGAACGUCAACAGCAGCAUCGCCAGCAAAGACUCACUAGAGAACGGUCUGAACGGGCUAGCUGGGAACGAGAACGGUUGCCCUCAACGCCCAAGAGAGCAGGUUCUCAUUCCCCAUCGAAAGCUGCAUACCAAACACCCCCUUCGUCUAACAGAAGGCCCAUGUCGGAUACUACUAACCUCCCACCUUCCCCUGCAAAGCCGACCACCCCUGUGCCACCUAGGAAAAAGUCGUUCCAUGAGCACCACGAUUCGCUGCCCCCAGUACCUCCACCUCACCGAGUGCUGUCCUCUGAGUCUUCGUCGACAUCAACCCGGAAAUCACGCACUCCCCCGCCCCCUCCUCCGCCUCCACAUUCCUCAACUUCAUCAGCAACUACAUCUCCCCGCCCGCUGCCACGGCAGCCCUAUUCCAAUUCUGAUCCAUCCAAGAUUGUUCUGAAGGCGGUAUUCACGUUUACGGCUUCACAACCGUUGAAGCCACAAUCGACGCUCAUUCCAGGUCACGGUGGGCUCAGUGAAGGUUUAAUUUUGAAGAUGACCACUGAGGGGCUAUUCAUCGACGAUGCUGUACGAAACCAGGCACAGCGCGAAUGGGAUAUCAAAGCAUGGACAGUCAGACUUAUUGAGAUAUUCUGUCCGUGUUAUGUUGCCCCGCCAGCUCCCUCAACGUUGAAAGAGAAACCCUCCAAUCCGGUACGCCGGCUCUUCAACCAGAGCUCCUCUACAGACAAGGGCGGCCCAACCGAGGAGGAAAUGGAUAACAUUGUCGAUGGUAUCCAGCGAUGUUGCUAUAGGGACUGUUUCCAGUUGAAGCGUGGUGGAGGCCUUCUGGGGGGAACACAUGUCAUACGUGCCAACAUCCGGGACGGAGAAGGCACCCGAUACGUAUUCCUAGUGGACGAAGAAGAGGGAUGGAAAAUUGAAGAAGGCAUGCGCCGCCUUCGAGGUGGGAGUCUAGCACGUGCCCUAGUAGUGGAGUCUAUGGGACGGGAAGAAGCCGGAAAGGUAUUGAGAUCUGUACAUGUUCCGACCGCCGCUUGAUUUUUAUUUUCAUAGUUUUCCUUAUCUUUGUUUAUUUCAUUGGGAAUCUCUCUAUCAUCACGUCAUCCCUUCAACUUAGUAUACCCGGAGUUUCUAUUUUCUGUCUGUUUUUUCCAUAACAUACCACUGAGCACGGAGUUUGAAUUUGAGUUUCCUUUUUUCUGUAUGUAUGUAUAGACGACGACGAUACGGUAUGCAUGAGUUGGUUCGAGUCCAUCUACGCUCGGGGAGGAAGAGACGGGAGUUUGGGAGUAACUUGAUCAUGUAUGGAAUUUCGUUAUUUUUUGCUCCAUUCUAAAUCUGGGGCAAUUGUGUUUUGGAUAUCAUGAAUAUUUCAGAGAUUCUUGGCGGUUACAACUCGAAAA